GAACUACUACCGGAAGAUGGCGUGUCGCAAGCAGAUACAUCUUCUUCGCCAAGUAUUUAUACUACUUUUCCUUGUUAACUGUGUAGUACUAGCUAGUAAAGACAAUCAGGAUAAGAAAGAAGACAAUGUUGCCGGAGAAAAAUGGAAAAAGAAGAAGAUACAGGACUAUUCUGACGCAGAUGUAGAACGCCUAUUUGAUCAGUGGGAGGAUAACGAUGAAGAUGAGUUGGAGGAGGACGAGUUGCCUGAAUGGAAAAGGGAGCCCCCCAAAGUGGAUUUGUCCCAGUUGGACCCGUCCAACCCCGAGGGCAUGCUCAAAGUCAGCAAAAAGGGCAAAACUCUUAUGAUGUUUGCAACAAUAUCAGGAGAACCAACACAGAGGGAGACGGAACAGAUUUCUCAACUCUGGCAUACAAGUUUGUUUAAUGCCAAUUAUGAUACACAAAGGUUUGUUGUGAGCGAGGAUCGUGUAAUCUUCAUGUUGAGUGAUGGGUCCAAGGCGUGGGAGGUAAAAGAUUUCCUGGUCAAGCAGGAGCGUUGUAAGGAAGUCUCCAUCGAAGGGAAGUCGUAUGAUGGGGCUGCUGUGCAGAACUCGGACGAUAACAGGACAACUAAAAAGUCAGACACUGACGACAAAAAGCCGUCAAUUACCAAGGACAAUAAAAUAAAGAAAAUUAAAAAGGAAAAGAAGGAAGAGUUAUGAGAUUUAGCAGUACUUAGGUGUGUGAAAGGGGUUGUAUGUACCAGGAUCAGUGAUAGGUAUCAGAACCAGGGCCUGGGGACAUUUAACAAUUCUUGUGUUCAAGUAUGAAUUCUGUCUUCAAACUGACAUUCUUCAUCUCAAAGGAAUCAUGCAACAUAUUCAAAAAGUAGUCUAGACAUUGAAAUCAAUUGUCUGCAUCUAGCCUCUAAAAUUCUUUCAAAUCAUUGAAUAAAUUUGAAGUUGGAUAAUUCUAUCAGCAAAGCAAUGAUGGGGCCACAAGUACUAGCCUUGUGUGUGAAUGCACCAAUAAUAUAAACAUAUUAAUGACGGACAAGGCUAGUACCUGUGAUUGGGCUUGAAUUCAGAAUCUGAAUACAGACCAAGAUCUUGAAUAAUUCAUACAGCAGAAUAAAAUUUGGUAUUUGAUCUAGAAAAUUUUGUUUAAGAGUUUUGUGAGAGAAUGCUUGUGUACAUCACUGAAAAUUUGCAUGGAACGUCCUGUGCUGGAAUAAAUAUCUGUAAGAGUUUGAAUUUCUGAUUAACUUUCCUCGUAAGCAAUUCAUGAUAUACCUACUAUGUUAGAGUCAAUUGUGACAUUAAGUAAAUGUUUUAAGUGUAAAGAUGUUUUUAAAAAUAUCACAAUUAACUUCACAGUGUGGUAGAGUCAACUGAGUCAGUCAGUAAAAUGUUCAAGGUAUGAAGAUGCUUUUGAAGAAUGAUUGUUUUUAUAAUUAAGUUUGAAGUGUGUUUGAGUCACCUUUGACAUUAAGGUAAAUGCUCAAGGUGUGAAGAUGUUUUUGAUGAAGACGUUAUUAUAGAAGAAUCAACUUCACUAUGACUAUAUGUGAAUAUGUAUCAUUUAUAGAGUGAAUAUGAAGAAAAAAGGUUAAAAUUUGUUUUUCUAUCAUUUUUUAUUGGUCCAUGUAGUCUGGUUCACUGCCAAAAGCUGUAUUUAACUAUACAUUAGAACUUUUCUAUAAGACUUUAACUUUGAUAAAUCAUCACUAUAAAGAAAAACAGACCUUGUGGAACUUUUAUGAAAAACUCAUAACGAUGAAACAAAAAAGUACAAAUAAAUAGUGUAAAAAUGAUUUAAAAUACAUGUACUUCGUUUUUUGUCAUCUUACAUUUGUCGUAUUAUCAUGAAACUUGGUUACUUUCCUUAAGUGCUUUUACACAAGUAAAACAAGUGUUUUAUCUGUUGGAUAAUGGUAUUGGUAUUGGUAUCGUUGACACCUCUGUCAGAUCUAAAGUGAGCUGUAACAUGGCUACGAGUUCAUGGCUUCAUUGUUACUGUAAUAACAUCCAGCAUAUCUUCCAUCUUUACAAUGGUGCAAUAUUGUCCAAAAUUAAUUUAGGAUAAAAUUCUUUGUUCAUGUGUAUUUUUGUAGUGUAAGACUUAAAAAGUUGUUUUGCCAAAUUCAUACUUUUGGUAUGUACUGUGCUUCCAAUUAUUACUGUAUACCGGGAAAUUUUCGCCAUGUGUAACUUUCGCGGUACGAAAAAAUCUGUAUUCACCCAGUGUUAAUUGACCCUUCUCAUUUGAUUGCUAUGUAUAUUAUGUUGUUCACUAAUGUUUGCUGAGGGUGAAAAGGGACGAAAGCUAAACUGCGGCAAAAAAAUCCCGGUAUACAGUAAGUCAGAUGUUUGUUUUGCGACAGGAAAAAUAUAUUUAUGCUCAUUGUAUGACAGAGUAGAUGUAUCUGUUUUUUAUGUAUGUAAAAGAACAGUAGUGAUUUUCUGAAUAUAUCUCUCCUACUUCUCCUUAUUUCAAUUUUAUUUAAUUUACAUCCAAUCAUGUAACACAAAUGAACAAACCAACAAGAAAUCAUUUUAUCAAGGGUUAAUAUUGAGGUCAACGAUAUCGACACAUUUAUCUGUAUCGAGAUCAGACUCUGUUGGCUCUGUAUAAUUUCAAACCAAGUGUAACACUUUCAUUGAGGGGAUGUGAAUGAAGUAAAUAGAUUGGUAUUACCUCCCUUAGCUUUAAUUAUAUAUAUAUAUAAGUGUUGUACUUAGUAUCAUUCAAAUUGGUGCAGUACUUUGGGAGGUGUGGUGCAGUACUUUGGGAGGUGUGGUGCGAACAAUGUUGUGGCUACAGACAGAGGGGAUGUAAAUAAAGUAUAUAGAUUGGUAUUACCUCCCUUUUCAUGUAGUUAUGCCCCUUUGUUUAAAAACAUUUUAGAAAGAACUAUUCCUACAGUUCUUGGCACAGACAGGGGUAUUAGUCAGCCAUUCUGGCAACAGUUCUAGUUAAAUAUCUUUUGUCUCAUGACAAAAGUAUUUUCAUUGAUGGCUGCCUAUAAUUACAUGUGUAGCGGAACUGGACUGGGUCCAAAGUUGGCAACAAAGAAGGUCAAAAUUGGUAGAGCGUCCAUCUCAAGUUUGGAGGGUCCUGGGUUUGAAUAACGGUCUGGUCUUUUUCUCCUAUCACAAAAUUGGCGAGCUGGCCAGCCCUUGUUUUGAGUACUGAGUGAAUGCUUGUUUUAAAUACUCGAUGAUUGCGUGACAAAGGUAUACUGAACUUGGGUUGUAAAUUGCUGCAUCUUUAGGGAAGAAGCCUUUGAGGGAGGAAUGUAGUGGGACUGGACUGGGUUAAUCACUGGCGGACAGGUAGCUCAAUGGGUGGAGUGUUUGGAGGGUCCUGGGUUUAAAUCCCGGUCUGGCUGGGCUUUUCUCUUUCUCCUAUUACACAUGUUUUUUAUGAAGUAUAGUCAUCGAGCUAUGCAAACAAUAAUUUGGGGGUACUAUACUCAGGUGCCUUGCUCAUAGACAAGUAUAAACUUCUAUCCCUGAAACCUUGUAAGCAAAACUUGUACACAAUGUUUUAAACAGGGCACAGGGAAAGUACAGGUGUGCAUGAUUAACGUAAAUGCAGUUAGAUGUUUUUUCUGAUCGACGUAUGGCUCUGAUUUUAUUGUAACUUUGCAAAAUUUCUGUUGGAGUUAUUGCCCCUUGACAAUAGAAAGGCUUGUGUAGAUUUGCACGACACAGGAGUAGCAUAAGUAACGGCAAUGGAGGUAGCUGACCAGCAGGGUAAUUAGAUAAAGAGUAACAUUAGAUAAAGAGUAAUGUUAGAUAAAGAGUAACAUUAGAUAAAGAGUAACAUUAGAUAAAGAGUAACCAAGGUUCACUUGGAUAUAAAGUAUGAGGUGUGUGAUUGAGGUUUACCAUUAUGAUGAUAUGGAGUACUAGAGAUUGAGUGUUAGUGUAUACACAAAUGUACAAGUAUACUUCUAUGGUGAAAACAUACUUGCCAAGCUCUCAUAUUUUUAAGGGAGAUUCUUGAGUUGUCACUGUAAUUUUUUACUUUUGAAAUCAUCAGAAUUCCCAAUGUCCUACAUUUUGUUCAAUUUCAAUUCAUUGCAUAGAACAAUUUGUGAUUUUUUUUUGUCAAACAAAAAUCCUUGUAUAUGAAGUUUCUUCCUUUCACCCCACCCCCCUAAAAAGGAAUACAAAAAUUGAAAGGUUGGCAAGUAUGCGAUGAGUGCCAUAACUGCUUCUUGUGAAGAUAUUUUCUUUUUUACAUAAUAUACACAGAAUCUCUAUUUGUAUAAAAUAAAACCUGAAAACUAA
Messenger RNA from Mizuhopecten yessoensis (Yesso scallop), 4279 nucleotides. Its product is annotated as LDLR chaperone boca-like. Bases 17 to 703 code for a protein of 228 amino acids. The transcript is spliced from 5 exons. The record is from RefSeq and is a predicted model, not a curated record. Gene Ontology annotation, biological process: protein folding. NCBI's taxonomy places the organism in Eukaryota, Metazoa, Mollusca, Bivalvia, Pectinida, Pectinidae.